GAACCAACCAAACCUCACCGAAUCGCAACGACAGCGAGAACGUCCAAACGAGCGCGAGUCUCCGGCGAUAACCAAGAGCGCGGGCACGCAAAGCGGCGAAGCGGGAAGGAAGCAGUAACGAUGGGGCUUGACUAUUACAAGAUCCUAGGCGUCGACAAGGGCGCCACCGAUGACGACCUCAAGAAGGCCUACCGCAAGCUCGCCAUGAAAUGGCACCCCGACAAGAACCCCAACAACAAGAAGGAGGCCGAGAACAAGUUCAAGCAGAUCUCGGAGGCGUACGAGGUGCUGAGCGACCCGCAGAAGCGCGCGGUGUACGACCAGUACGGCGAGGAGGGUCUUAAGGGGCAGGUGCCGCCGCCGGGCGCCGGCGGGGCGGGGCCCGGCGGCGCAACCUUCUUCUCCACCGGCGGCGACGGGCCGACGGUGUUCCGGUUCAACCCGCGCAACGCGGAGGACAUCUUCGCCGAGUUCUUCGGCGGCUCCAGCCCCUUCGGCGGCAUGGGCGGCGGUGGCAUGGGCGGCAGCGGCAUGGGCGGUGGGAUGCCCGGCAUGCGGAGCGGCGGUACGAGGUUCUCCUCCUCCAUCUUCGGGGACGACAUAUUCGGCUCUGCGUUCGGCGGCGGCCCGGACGGGCACGGCAUGCACGCCGGCGGGCGGGCCGUGAAGGCGCCGGCCAUAGAGCGGAAGCUGCCGUGCAGCCUCGAGGAGCUGUACAAGGGCACCACCAAGAAGAUGAAGAUCUCCAGGGAAAUCUCUGACGCCAGUGGGAAGACGAUCCCAGUGGAAGAGAUCCUAACGAUCGACGUGAAGCCGGGGUGGAAGAAGGGCACCAAGAUCACGUUCCCGGAGAAGGGCAACGAGACGCCCAACACGAUCCCGGCGGACCUCGUCUUCAUCAUCGACGAGAAGCCGCACCCGGUGUUCACCCGCGACGGCAACGACCUGGUGGUGACCCAGAAGAUCCCGCUGGCGGAGGCCCUGACGGGGUACACCGCGCACGUGACGACGCUGGACGGGCGCAGCCUGACGGUGCCCAUCAGCUCCGUGAUCCACCCGGGCUACGAGGAGGUGGUGCGAGGGGAGGGCAUGCCGAUACCCAAGGACCCGUCCAGGAAGGGCAACCUCCGGAUCAAGUUCGACAUCAAGUUCCCGGCGAGGCUCACGGCGGACCAGAAGUCCGGUGUCAAGAGGCUGCUCGGGCAGUAGAGCGCGCUUGUGUUGUUUUGGAGUAUUGUGUAUCAGACAUUUUCGUGUUGGUUUAUCUUGAACUGGGGAGGAGGGAAGGGAGCUGCCAUUUGCAGCCUCCGCAACGACGACGACGAUGACGAGGCCACCAAGUGUUGAGUACAGAACAGCUACUGUUGUACGGUGUAUGGUUGAGAAACUUGAGAUGUGUAGCGGAGGAUUCCUUGUGCGAACUUCCAGAUCGUGGUGGUUGUCUGUUCACUGGUCCACGUCGUUGCAUUUGCAACUUGCAAGGAUCGCGGAUGGAGUAACUGUUGGCCAC
Molecule: messenger RNA, 1510 nt
Organism: Zea mays
Lineage: Eukaryota; Viridiplantae; Streptophyta; Magnoliopsida; Poales; Poaceae
Product: dnaJ subfamily B member 5
Cellular component (GO): cytosol
Molecular function (GO): protein-folding chaperone binding
Source: RefSeq, marked validated